Molecule: messenger RNA, 1484 nt
Organism: Nelumbo nucifera (sacred lotus)
Lineage: Eukaryota; Viridiplantae; Streptophyta; Magnoliopsida; Proteales; Nelumbonaceae
Product: malate dehydrogenase, mitochondrial
Biological process (GO): tricarboxylic acid cycle; malate metabolic process
Cellular component (GO): cytoplasm; mitochondrion
Molecular function (GO): L-malate dehydrogenase (NAD+) activity
Source: RefSeq, a predicted model, not a curated record
CUUUAUUCAGUAAUCCUGUGACUGAAACCUGUGAUUCUUCUUCGUUCUUCUUCCCCCGCUCUCACUUUCUAUCUCAAAUCUCAACUGCAGCAAAGUAGUGGACGAAGGGAAGAAAGAUGAGGACGUCGGUGUUGAGAUCGGUGGCCGAAGCUGCCCUUAGAAACAGAAGCUCUUCAUCUUCCUCUCAUCUCCUUCGCCGAUGCUAUUCAUCCGAAUCGGCCCCCGAGCGCAAGGUCGCGAUCUUGGGUGCCGCCGGUGGGAUCGGCCAGCCCCUCGCUCUCCUCAUGAAGCUCAAUCCCCUCGUCUCUAAGCUUUCCCUCUAUGAUAUCGCCGGGACUCCUGGUGUCGCCGCCGAUGUCAGCCACAUCAACACCAGAUCUGAGGUUGCUGGCUUCAUGGGCGAGGACCAGCUCGGCCAGGCUUUGGAGGGAUCUGACAUCGUCAUCAUUCCGGCCGGUGUUCCUAGGAAACCUGGCAUGACCCGUGAUGAUCUCUUCAAUAUUAAUGCCGGCAUCGUCAAGUCUCUCUGCACUGCCAUCGCUAAGUACUGCCCUAAUGCACUGGUUAACAUGAUUAGCAACCCUGUGAACUCAACGGUGCCGAUUGCUGCCGAGGUUUUCAAGAAGGCGGGAACUUACGAUGAGAAGAAGCUUUUUGGAGUCACUACCCUUGACGUUGUUAGGGCUAAGACCUUCUACGCCGGAAAGGCAAAGGUUCCCGUUUCCGAGGUCAAUGUCCCUGUCGUUGGUGGUCACGCUGGGAUUACUAUUCUCCCUCUUUUCUCUCAGGCGACGCCAAAAUCCAACUUGGCGGAUGAUGAGAUUGCGGCUCUUACUAAAAGAACACAAGAUGGGGGAACGGAGGUCGUGGAAGCAAAGGCUGGAAAGGGCUCUGCAACAUUGUCAAUGGCCUAUGCUGGAGCCGUUUUUGCUGAUGCUUGCUUGAAGGGACUUAAUGGGGUUCCAGAUGUUGUAGAGUGUUCCUUUGUGCAAUCAAACGUCACUGAACUGACUUUCUUUGCUUCUAAGGUGAGGCUUGGAAAGAAUGGUGUGGAGGAAGUUCUUGGAUUGGGUCCCCUCUCUGAUUACGAGAAACAAGGCCUGGAAAGCCUAAAGCCUGAACUAAAAGCAUCAAUUGAGAAGGGAAUCAAGUUUGCCAGUGCAAAUUAGUUGAAAGUAAUGCAUGCACAAGCCGUGAAAGUAAUACAAUUUUGCAGUCAACUGUAUUACAUUGUUUACCCCAUUCAUGUUUUCCAUUGUUAACAUUUUGCUCCGUCUACCGGAACUGGGAGUCUGGGACUGGGACUGGGACUGGGACUGGGACUGGUUCUCCCGCAUUUCGCUGUCAUCAUCGUUGCAGUUGGGAAUUUGGAAUUGCUGAGUUGGUAUUAGAUGCCUUAAGGGCCUGCCAUAGGAAGAAACAUUUUCUAAUAAACAUUAAUAUACUUCUAUUUAAAUUUCUUGCUGUAGUGUAGGUGGCUUUCA